Messenger RNA from Sinocyclocheilus rhinocerous, 3127 nucleotides. RefSeq names its product putative methyltransferase NSUN7. The transcript has 13 exons. NCBI's taxonomy places the organism in Eukaryota, Metazoa, Chordata, Actinopteri, Cypriniformes, Cyprinidae. Gene Ontology annotation, molecular function: methyltransferase activity. Bases 395 to 2956 code for a protein of 853 amino acids. The record is from RefSeq and is a predicted model, not a curated record.
UGUUGAGUUUGUUUCGGUGCUAAUGUGGGGGUAACAGGGAGACUUAGUUCGGAUUUGAGCCCAAAGCAAUGCAUCAUUUAACAUGAUGAAUGCAAACGUCAGGCUAAUUGUGUCUCAUUGGAGCCGACGUGCGUCAGGCAUGAGAGGGUUUCAAAUGAGCAUAAAUUAAGCGUUACUCUGGAGUCUGUUUACCCUUAAAGCCAGUAGCCUGUUCUUUAACUUAACUCCAGUGAAUAACACCACCUCAGUUUUGUAAAGAAGUGGUGACACAAGAUCUCAGAGCUAGAGAGAGAGACUGAGACCAGAGACAGAGCGAGCUCCUAAUUCUCACAUUCUGUUCUUAUAUUCAUACCUGUUGCCGAGCUGACUGCGCUUACAUUAAGAGAGAAUCAGAAUGGUUAAACAGACUCUCAGCUCCACACUGGACUCGGAUCUACCAGACGUCACAUCACUGAACUUGCUGGAUCAAGAAUCAGCUCCUAAAAAUAAAGCACACACUCCAAUUUCUCCUAAGGGCCCAAUGAGAAAAGUAUGUAUCCAGUCUCUUAAAAAGAGGGUCACUGCAGUGUCCACAGAAAGGAACAAGAUGGAGAGAGAGGGGAUGCCUUUGGGAUUCCCAGACUCUGUGUACAUUCAUGCUGCAGCUAUUUUCCAGAAAACUCAUGUGGAGAAAGACCUCGCACACCGACUCAUUCGCUAUAGGUGCACCAGUCCUAAAGGCGAUGGUGGUGGUGGUGGUGAUGAUGAUGAUGACGAUGAUGAUGAAGAUUCUGGGAUUGUUAACGACGGUGAUGCCAACACCAAGAAGAAUGAGCACUGGGCGUAUGAGCUGGCGUUUAACACUCUGAAAUACCAAGAUCUACUGGAGGAGAUCCUGACUGACAGCAACUUUCACCGUUCUCAGCAAAUGCCAGAUGAUCUUAUGGCUCUUGUGGUGGUCGUACUCUAUGACCUCCUGGACAGGAAGUUCCAGCCCAGAGAGCCAAUGAAGAGAGCAGAGGAGGGACUAAUAAAGGAAGUGAGACAGGUGGAGGACAGCCUUUGUAGGUUCAAGACCAAACUGGAAGCCUCACUGGCUCAGUACAGAAUAAAACAGAAUUUGCUGACAAUUGACAGUUUCCUGCCACCAGUUGUGAGGGUUAAACAACAAAGGUCACAAACAUUACCGCUCUAUGCCUGGGUCAACACCCUCAAAGCCAGCAUUGAAAAUGUGUGUGAGACUCUGAAGACAUCAGGCUUUACUCAGGUCGACUCACACACACCCCUGGUAGGAAAUGUGUUCUGUAAGGACAAACACUGUUCCAAUGUACUGCUGUUUCCCAGACGGCUCUCAAAACAACUGGAGAAAACCAACCUAGUGACAGAACACACACUCAUGAUACAGGAUAAAUCUCGCAGUCUGGCAGCAUGUGCGAUUCGCCCGCUGUUGGUGGAGAGUGGAGACGUUCUCAUGGUGGGAUCUUUCUCUGCUCUGACUGUGGCUCAUGUAGCUGUCCAGGCCGCUGCCUGUUCUGGCUGUGUACAUGUAUGUGGGGUCCUUAAUUUCUCCACCUUCAACAAUGAAUUACAAACCAUCCUCACCUCUACUGCCUGCAAAAAUGUGAAACUGAUGUCUGAGUACUUCAAUGAACUUAAUGAAUGGGAUUUGCGUAUUCAGAAGGUUCGGGUGAUUGUGUUGCUCCCAAAGUGUUCUGCGUCAGCACUUUGUAACCCUGUCGAGUUUAUCCUCAAUGAGAGUGGAGACAGAGGGCUGCUGCAUGGCCUGUCUAAAGGAAUCGUUUCUGAGAGUAAACUGGAGGCACUGGUUGCCAAGCAGAAACAGGACCUCAACCAUGCACUCACCUUUCCUAAGGUGAAAUCUGUGGUGUACUGCACAUGCUCAGUACAUCCAGAGGAGAAUGAAAGACUUGUGAAGAGAGCGCUUGAGAACGCAGACAGCAAAGCAAAAGCUGUGCCCUUCAGGCUGGUCAGUGCAGGAUGGGAUGAUGAGGAAGAGAAGUUUUUCAGAACUCAAGCAUCUGACGUCACAAAUGGCUGUUUCCUCUGUGUGAUGAAAAGAGAGCAAGACCCAGCAGAGGUAGAAACUGUGCAGGAUAUUUUAGCACGAGCUGCUGCUAAAGGUUUGUUGGGCGGACUGCGCCCUCCUGACCCCGUGAAUGGAGAGAAACCGAAAAAGAGAAAAAAACAAAAAGGAUCCAAACCAAUUCUUCCGCCUUCCUCCCUGAUUGAGCCUCCCGCAUCGGUGAUGAUCAGUCAGAGUCCUCCAGCUGACGGUGUGCUCAUCUAUACCAUCAUCCAGACAGCAGACGAUUCCAAUCACACUUCCAGAGUCCUGAAUGACAGUUCCACAAUCCUAGAUCAUGCUUCAAGUCAAACAUCUGCAGUUAUGGAUGCCACAUCUAGCACUACAAAUCACUCCAGUGUUCUAGACCACUCAUCCGACAAUAAAAAUCAGCCUUCUGUUGUGCAAAAGAAGCGACCAAAAGGUCAUAAGCCUCGAGCUAAAGUUGUUAAGCAGUCCAAGAGAAAAAAGUCUAAGUCCCGCACUCGUAAAGAACAUCAGAGCAAGUCUCGAACUCCACGCAAGAAACUCCUGCACCUUCGGCCAUCUCAACACACAACCCUUACCUCCAUUAAACCAACUCCACCUCAGAGCAAACCCGCUGCCAUCAGAACCCCAGUGUCACCGCACAGAUUCAGACAUUUGCACAGCAGAGCUGCGUCUCAACGAGAGUCUGUUAAACCAAAAAAGGAAAUGAUCAAAUCAGAAGCCUUCAAGCUAGACAGGGAGGAAAACCGGUCAAGAGAGUUCAGUCUUCCUCCUGUGUAUCCGCUCAGUCCUUCACAUCUCUCUUCGUCCCAUCGAUUGUACUCCUCCAUGUCUUCUAAUUUCUCCAGCAGUCUUUCCUCUUCUAGCAGCAUUGCCAAAGGCAGAGACUCCAUCAUUUGCCGUUGAGCUACAACCUGUUGUUCAUAAAUACACAUCCCGUGUGCUUACAUGCAAAAGAAGAAUUGUUUUCGCCAUUGAAAGCAAGGUACUGAUCUCAUAACUAAAACAGUAUAGUUGAUUAAAGGGAUAGUUCACCCAAAAAUGAAAAUUCUGUCAUUAAUUACUCACCCACAUGUC